AUGUGUAGAAAAGAAUUAAUUGGACUCACUUUUAAUGAGGGAUCCUCAUCUGCAGCUUAUAUCACUCAGUCUAACUUAUAUUUCUCUCCUGAUUAUUAUCUUAGAAUUCCUAGCAAACAAAUUGUCGAUGAUUCCAAAGCGGAAAUGAAUUCCUGCGAUGAUUCAGCACUUCAAGAAGACACUACUGUAAAAGGGAAGAAUCAUGGUUCUCGACGACAUUCAUUGGAGAGUUCAUUUGUGCUUGGUGGUGAUUGUCGAACAUCCGUACUUAUAAAGAAACAAAUGAGCGAAAUUGAUAAGGAGAUUAAUCGACGAAUUCAAAAUAAAAAUAUUAGGAAGGUUUGCACAUUUUCAAUUCAAAAAUGGAUUAAUUUAUUUAAAUUAAUCCGAGAGAGAAAUUAUUUGACUUUUAAUUUUCUCAAAUUAUUGGUUUUUUCGAGUUUCGAUUUUGAAUUUCUCAUGGAUUCAUAUUUGAAGCGAAUGCAGCGAGAAGAAGAUCGCAAUAAUCAGACUUAUGAUGCUGGAACUAGAGGUCAAGUAAUCGUUCAUGAACCCGCAGUUCUGAUCGAAGGCGUUCUCUUUCGAGCAAGGUAUCUUGGGUCAACACAAUUAAUUUGCGAAGGGCGACCAACAAAGUCUAGUAGAAUGAUGCAAGCACAGGAAGCUGUUGCGCGAGUUAAGGCACCUGCUGGUGAAAUUCAACCUAGUACGGAUAUCGAUUUGUUUAUUUCGACUGAAAAAAUCAUGGUUUUAAAUACCGAUCUUCAAAGAAUAUCAGAAACUGAUGUUCGACAGGAUAUUCUAAUGGAUCAUGCUCUUCGAACUAUAUCUUAUAUUGCUGAUAUCGGUGAUUUGGUAGUGCUAAUGGCACGGCGUAUGUCGCAGUCAGCAAGCACUGAAAAUUGUUCAGCAGAUGGAUAUGAUUCCAUUCGAAGAACGCCGAGGAUAAUUUGUCAUGUGUUUGAAUCGGAUGAAGCAUCAUUUAUUGCUCAAUCGAUAGGACAAGCAUUUCAAGUUGCUUAUGUCGAAUUUUUACGCGCUAAUGGUAUUGAUGAUCCGUCUUACUUGAGAGAAAUUGAUUAUCAGGAAGUUCUUAAUUCUCAAGAACUGAUGGGUGAUGAAUUGGAAAUGUUCGCGCGCAAAGAAACUCAGAAAGAUAUAGUCGUACCUAAAAAAGCAGGCGAACCUCUUGGCGUGGUAGUUGUUGAAUCGGGUUGGGGAUCAAUGUUGCCUACCGUCGUUAUUGCGAAUUUACAGCCAAAUGGUGCCGCUUCUCGAUCGAAUCAAUUAAAUAUUGGUGAUCAGAUAAUUGCAAUUAAUGGCAUAUCACUGGUCGGUUUACCACUCGCUUCAGCUCAACAAACAAUCAAGGGCACAAGGAAUUCUACUGCUGUUAAAUUAACUGUUGUGUCAACUCCACCUGUUGUUGAAGUGCGCAUUAAACGACCAGAUACAAAAUAUCAAUUGGGAUUCAGUGUACAAAAUGGAGUGAUAUGUAGUUUAUUACGUGGCGGUAUUGCGGAGCGUGGCGGAAUCCGUGUAGGACAUCGAAUCAUUGAAAUUAAUUCGCAUAGUGUCGUGGCUGUACCGCAUGAAAAGAUUGUAAACAUGCUCGCGACUGCAGUUGGUGAAAUUCAUAUGAAAACUAUGCCUACGCUAAUGUUUCGUCUUAUUACUGGGCAAGAAGUGCCCAAUUAUAUAUAA
Messenger RNA from Dracunculus medinensis (Guinea worm), 1704 nucleotides. Lineage: Eukaryota; Metazoa; Nematoda; Chromadorea; Rhabditida; Dracunculidae. The record is from the annotation of a GenBank genome assembly.